Taeniopygia guttata (zebra finch) is the source of this 436-nucleotide messenger RNA. The record is from RefSeq and is a predicted model, not a curated record. NCBI's taxonomy places the organism in Eukaryota, Metazoa, Chordata, Aves, Passeriformes, Estrildidae.
UGUUCGCUGCUCUCCCCUCACAGCACACGCCUGGCCAUGCUCAGCAACAACCUGACGCACUGGAAGAAGCUGCCCCUGCUGCCAUCUCUGACUAACCAGCCCCACCAAGUGCUCGCCAGCGACCCUGUCCCCUUCGCAGACCUGCAGCAGGUGUCCUGGAUAGCCGCCUAUGCCUUCAGUGCGCUCUCACAGAUCCGUGUCGACGCCAAAGAAGAACCGGUUGUACAGUUUGGCAUCCCCUGAACCUGCCCCCACCACUGCUGCUUCAGCACUUUGGGUUGGAUUUAUUCCCAUUUUUUUUCUCUUUAUGUCCCUUCCCUCCCCAUGCUGCUGCCACAGAACUUGGACAGAUAUCCCGUUUCCUACUAAAUGCCAAGGCGCACAUCAUUGUCACUUUGAGCCCACCUGCAUUGCUUGAGGCUUUCUCCUCCUCGUG